AAGUGGAAAAGAGUGUUAUUCGUCAAAAAACCCACACAACGACGGUCAUUUUUUCGCCGUGCUAUUGUAAAAUUGUCUUUUAUCUGUGUUUUGUGUUCCGGGGGACCCCGACUCCAGAAUGUGAAAGUUUCCCGCGUGAAGCCGCUCCACCGUCUCGCCGAGUGCCAGCAAGAGUCAUGAGUACUUGUCAACUCGACUCCUCAACUGGAGAUAACUUUCUAGCACCUCACCAUGGGGAAGGAUGUAUUCAUAUGCCUUCACCAGCACAUGCAUUAAACAUGCAGAGAGUUACACAAGUUCUUACCACCUUGGGGCACCAUUCAGACAACUACAAAGACGCAUUAAAAAUAAUGCAACAAUAUGGAAAGGGCUGCAACACCUCAGACCUGCAAUCUGAGGCAGAGAACGAGGAGCUGCCAGAAAAAAGGAACAGGAAGCCAGUCCAUCGUCUCGGGGACUCAGAUGAUAGCGAAGAAGACCCGGGAAAUAGUGACCUCACAUCUCUGGGGUUGGCAAGCCAAUUGCACAGGCAGACUCCACCGUCUCGCCGAGUGCCAGCAAGAGUCAUGAGUACUUGUCAACUCGACUCCUCAACUGGAGAUAACUUUCUAGCACCUCACCAUGGGGAAGGACGCAUUCAUAUGCCUUCACCAGCACCUGCAUUAAACAUGCAGAGAGUUACACAAGGAACGGCAGUCCCUCCUCGACUCCCUCCACCCCCCUCACCAGCAGCCCUCAACAUGUGGCAGACAGAGGAGCCUGGAUCCAGCCUGGCCUACAGGCCAACAUGGCGAGGGGAAAGAAUGGCCGACAACAUUUCCUGCUCUGCGCCUGAGGUAAUCCACAUCCUUAGCCUGCUGGAAACUAUUAAGCACAACCAAGACCAGCUGAUUGCGAAGUAUGGACUCACUCUCAUCAUGAAGAAGAAACAACGGCAUGCACCAGCCCCAAAGCCAAAGAAGAUCAACCCGGUCAUCAAAAGAGGAAAAAAACGGAAGUUCCGAAACCCACACCACUAAAAGGCCCAGAAAGGCAGACCACUGCAAGCAAAAGAAGACUACUUCAGCUGUUUCAGCACACAAAAUGAGGAGAAGGAUGAAAACCAUGCUCAAUUACCUUUUC
This is a messenger RNA of Entelurus aequoreus (snake pipefish), 1122 nucleotides long. RefSeq lists its product as uncharacterized. The record is from RefSeq and is a predicted model, not a curated record. The coding region runs from base 177 to 1019 and encodes 280 amino acids. The transcript has 11 exons. NCBI's taxonomy places the organism in Eukaryota, Metazoa, Chordata, Actinopteri, Syngnathiformes, Syngnathidae.